Molecule: messenger RNA, 1488 nt
Organism: Suillus plorans
Lineage: Eukaryota; Fungi; Basidiomycota; Agaricomycetes; Boletales; Suillaceae
Exons: 16
Coding region: 1-1488 (495 amino acids)
Source: RefSeq, a predicted model, not a curated record
AUGACAAAGUCCCUGCCAAUUCUCCUCCUUACGACUGUGCUGAUCGACCGUCUCCAAUAUCCUGCAGUUUACCCUCAUUUUAACUUAUAUCCUUCGAUUGCAUGCUCAGUUAUCACUUCUGCUGAAAAGACGGCCGCCUCUCAGCCAAAAAAAUCUGUCAUUGUGGAACUUGCUCCAGCUUACCCCCUAUUUAAUCUUUACCCGCCGCUUUACCUGUAUAACCUCAAUUCGAUUUAUCCGGCACCGGCCAUCGAAUUAUCUUCAUCUGUAGUGCUCCCCAAAUCUCCUGUUUACCCUCAUGUGAACCUGUAUCCACAAGCCAGUACUGAGGUGGCUGGACCCCGGAGAGCAAAAGACGAGAUUGCGCAGCCCGUUCAAGUAAAACCUCGGCCACAAUAUCCUGUUUUCGAUAUCUAUCCUGCAGGCUAUCCGUGGAGCCUGAAAACAGUAUAUCCCCCAACCGAAGUCGAAGAUGCCUCUGAAAUCACUAUCCGCUUGUCAUCAUGCUAUCUAUGGCUGGACAUCUAUCCCUCGGUUUACCCUUUUGUUGAGCCAUACCCGACGUUAAAUAAGACGUGCGAGAGCCCUAUGAGCAUAUCUCAGACUCACUACAAGUCGGAAUGUGUGAAAGUCACCUUAGCUAGGUAUUACCCGUCAUUCGAUUUAUAUCCUGCGGCAUAUCCACACUUUGGCCUGUAUCCUACCUUACCAAAAAUUGGGUCCGGAGGUUCGCAACAAGAGGCGUCUGCCAAGGACAUUGUCGAUAGCGUAUCAGGUGACCUUGCGGGCACUUACCCAUACAUUUGCCCUUAUCCUCCCGCUUAUCCUCACUUUGACCUGUAUCCACGUGUUCAGAUACAUGUGUCCAGUGAUGACAAGGAUCUGACGACCAGCAAGUUCAUCGCUGCGAGUAGCACGUAUCCCUUUUUGGUCAUUUAUCCUGCUGUGUAUCCGCACUUCGAUCUGUAUCCCGCCCGUGCGGCAGAAUUAGCAAGUCGGGAGGAGGACAUUACCAACAAUCAGCUUUUCAUUUCGAGCAGCACGUACCCCUUAUUGGUCAUUUAUCCUGCUGUGUACCCCCACUUCGAUCUGUAUCCCGCCCUGUAUCCCUUCCUUGUCGUUUAUCCUGCCGUGUAUCCGCACUUCGAUCUGUAUCCUGCCCGCGCGGCAGAAUUAGCGAGUGGGGAGGCGGACAUAACUAACAGCAAGCCUUCCGUUUCGAGUAGCACAUACCCCUUCUUGGUAAUUUAUCCUCAUGUAUAUCCUCACUUCAAUCUGUAUCCCACUUGCGCUGCAGAGCUAGUGACCCGGGAAGAGUCCAACAUUCUGUUAGAAUGGACCACGGGCGCUGGGCCAACAGGUCUAGUAGCAGCGUUGACGACCUGCAUCUCAGUUCGUAUCAUCGAUAAAGACCCCAAUCCUCGCAUCGGACAGCGUAGUCCUGGCAUAAUGGCGUCGUACGCAAGUAGCUUCAGUUCACAUUUUUAG